Molecule: messenger RNA, 2007 nt
Organism: Mobula hypostoma (lesser devil ray)
Lineage: Eukaryota; Metazoa; Chordata; Chondrichthyes; Myliobatiformes; Myliobatidae
Product: haptoglobin-like
Exons: 7
Coding region: 97-1365 (422 amino acids)
Biological process (GO): proteolysis
Molecular function (GO): serine-type endopeptidase activity
Source: RefSeq, a predicted model, not a curated record
AAAGUAGGUCCCCCGGCACCCCUCACUCGUCAGUCAGCUCGGGUGAGGCUCGGUGCUUGGCAAUCCGCAGAGAGAGGGAGGGAGACAGACGUCAGCAUGUGGUUACUGCUUUUGAACUUUGUGGCCGUCUUCUCCUUGGUGGCUUCUGAUCAUCACAUCGACUGCGGACCGCCCGGAAAGGUCGUCCACGCCGACGUGCACUACCUGACUCGGGAGUUGGAGACGACGGUGGGCACCGUGAUCCGGUACGAGUGCAAGGCACCCCUGUGGGUCCUGCAAAACGGCGACAACGUUGACCACGGCGUCUACAUCUGCGCCGAAACCGGCAACUGGACGAACAGAAAGCUAAAGACAGACCUUCCCGAAUGCAAGAAGGUUGCCGACUGCGGGCCGCCGCAGAAGAUCGAGCACGGACACGUGGAUCACCUGACCGACCACCUGGAAAACGUCUACCUGUCCGCCGUGAAGUACACCUGUGACACCGACUACCGGGAGGAGGUGUACAGCGACGAAGGAAUCUACGUGUGCUCCGCAAACGGUCACUGGAUGAACAAGGACCUGGGAGAGAAGAUUCCCAAGUGUAUCCCAGUGCACUGCGGCGAGGCGAUAACUCACCUGCACUCGGAGAAGGAGACCGACCACACCGAGCUGGUGACCCACGGGGCCGCGCCCUGGACGGUGCUGCUGCAGCGGAUCAGCGACCCGGACGACCUGCGCAACGCCGUGCUGAUCGACCACCGCUGGGCGCUGACCAGCGCCCACAACUUCGGCACCGAGGACGAGAAGGCGGCUGCCGCCGUGUUCACCGCCCACGUCGGCGUGGAGGACGCGACCGACCUGCGCACCGGCCGCCGCUACCACGUCGAGCGGGUGGACUUCCAGAGCGCCGUGUCGAAGGUGGGCGAGGCGUACCGAAACGACAUCGCCCUGCUGAAGCUGGCCGAGCCGGUGGCGUACGGCGACCAUGCCAUCCCCAUCUGCCUGCCGUCCGUCGACUACGCCACGGCUGGCAAGCUAGGGGUGGUGGCCGGCUGGGAUCUGGACCACCAAGAAGGCGCGCACCACGUCACCUACGCAGCGCUGCCGGUCGCCCCGAGGGAAGCCUGCGCCCAGCAUUUCGUCGACCAGCACCCAGGCCUCUUCCCGGCCGACAUGAGAGAGCAGUUCUGCACGCACGCCCUGGAGCACCGCCCCGAAGCGGCCCAGCGGGACCAGGGCGCCGUCUUCCAGGUCGAGGUGAACGGCACCAACUACGCGGUCGGGGUGCUGAGUUACGACGACCCCGGCGAGGCCCACAACCACGCCGUCUUUACCAGCGCCUACGAACACAUCAACUGGAUCAAGGGGGUGAUGAGCGUUCACUGAGGGAGACCCCCACACCACCCAUUCCUCCGUGCGCCUGCCGCGACCCCCUCUCCCGUCCUCUGUGCCCCCCCCAACGCCCAACGGGUCUGCCCCACCCUCUUUCUCCCCCACCCCCUCUUUCCUUCUUCGCCUCCCCUCCCUCUCUCUACGCACCCCCCCCCCCAUCCCCGCGCGUCUGCCCCGUCCCCAGGUUCCUAGAUAGCUCCUCCCGCCCCCGCUCCCAAGGACGGAAGCCCUGCGUUCCCCGCCACCUACCCCAAUCCCAAUCCCAAAUAUCAGACGACCCCCCCCCCCACUCCUCCUCCGCCGCUCCCCCCCCCCGCCCCCCCUCGGAACUGAUCGGACGGGCGCACUCGAUCCCAUCCCCGAUCUGUCACCCCGCACCCGAUUUACAGAGGGGUGACGGGGGGUCCCGGACCCCGGCUCAGUGGAAAGGUUUCUAGCCUGCCCCCUCCCCCCGCUGUCUUCCUCUUCUCGAUCACGUCCCGGCUCGGUUUCCACCCCCACCCCGCACCCCAUCUCCGACACGCCCCCAGCGAGGCAGCGCCGGUGCCCGGACAAACAGGGCCGUUUUCGUUUCCUUCCGGAAGGCGAAGAAUUUCUCUGCGGAAACCCACCCCCAAUAAAUUCGGUGGAAGUGAA